CGUGGUAACCGCGGGGAAGCGCUCGCGCCGUUAAAGCGCAGGGCGCAGGCGCGCGGCCGGGGCAGGCGCCGUGCGGGUUAGAUGGCGCACCACAAGGCCGCGGACUCCAAGCGGGAGCAGUUCCGCCAGUACUUGGAGAAGUCGGGAGUGCUGGACAUGCUCACCAAGGUCCGGCGAGGCGGCCGGCAGAAGAACUCGCCUGGAAAACUUGGUUCGGCGUGGCCUGGAAAUGGAGUCCGAGGUGCGCGGCGAGGCGGUGCACGCCGGGAGAGGGCAGCGGGCCGCUGGAAACGAGCGCCGGGAGCUGCAAAGCGCUCCUGCCCCGCACGCUCACCUGGGGGGGCCGGUGUCCGAGUGUUGGUAGCCUUAUAUGAAGAGCCAGAGAAACCAGAUAGUGCACUGGAUUUUCUGAAGCAUCAUCUGGGAGCUUCAGCUCCUGAGAAUCCGGAAAUAGAGGCACUUCGCUUGGAAGUGGCAGAGAUGAAAGAAAAAUAUGAAGCUGUGCUGGAAGAAAAUAAAAAACUGAAAACCAAGCUGGCUCAGUAUGAACCACCUCAAGAUGAGAAGCAUGGUGAAUAACAGUAGUUUUUUUCUUUAUUGCCUUGACUUAAUAAAGGGCUUCCUGAGAAA
This is a messenger RNA of Onychostruthus taczanowskii (white-rumped snowfinch), 630 nucleotides long. It is a transcript of the gene MYCBP, whose product is annotated as MYC binding protein. Gene Ontology annotation, molecular function: transcription coactivator activity. The record is from RefSeq and is a predicted model, not a curated record. Gene Ontology annotation, cellular component: nucleus. The transcript has 6 exons. Gene Ontology annotation, biological process: regulation of DNA-templated transcription. The coding region runs from base 82 to 579 and encodes 165 amino acids. Lineage: Eukaryota; Metazoa; Chordata; Aves; Passeriformes; Passeridae.